AUUGGUUUUGUUUAUGCUGCUCAAUAGUGUUUAAUAUAAGAUUAGUGGUCAAGAAGGGUAAAUGAUGUGCUAAAUGAGGGCAAUGCAGGUUAGGGCUAGUAAGACUUCUCUUUUUUUCUGUCUGUAAAUUGGACCCUUGGGUCCUGCGAAUCUGGGUGCGUUUCCGCCAGUGAGCCACACGGGGCGCUGCUGCACACCCAACCCAGGACGCUUGACGGGAUAUUCAAAGUUUAUGCAAGCCAUGCAGCUUGUGGGGAGACGCGGAGGAGAGACUUGAAACAGUAGUUAUGAUAACAGAAAGAGCUUCCAAGUUGCAAAAAUUACUUUUGGGCGGGCCACACACUGGAGACUCCCUGCAGCAUGUCCUGGGGGAGUAUGGACUGGUGAGGCCGAUGAGUGUGGACGCAGAGGGCCGCUUCCUGUCACACGUCGUCUCGGCUGGCCGUGUGGCAGGAGGGCAGCCCCGUAGGCGCCAGAGGAGGGAGGUAGGAGUUGGCAAUGAUGAGUGGGAAGGACCAAGAGGAGUCGAGGAGGACCAAGAGCCGGUGGCCCGUCAGGAAAGGCUUUACUACAACGUCACCGUCUUCGGCCGGGAGUACCACCUGCGCCUGCGCCACAAUGCCAGGCUGGUGGCCCCCGGAGCCAAGAUGGAGUGGCGUGAUGACAGCGACAGCACCCGGCACUCUGAGCCGCUGCACGAUGAAUGCUUGUACGUGGGUGACAUCACAGACACACCAGGAGCCACUGUGGCAAUCAGCAACUGUGACGGCCUGGCUGGUAUGAUCAGGACGGAGAAAGAGGAGUUUUUUAUUGAGCCAGUGGAGAGGGGCGAUGGAGUGAUUGAGGAGGAAGAGGGAGGAGGAGGAGGAAGGACGCACAUCGUCUAUCGCUCUGCAGCUGUAAAGAAAGCGCCCAUCAGCAGCACAGCAGCAGAAUACCACAACAGAGGUGCAGAUCUCGGUGGUCUGAUGGACCUGGAGUCUCUGUACCGCGGUGUGAAGCAGAGUAUCAACCACACACGAGCGGGACGAACACGCAGACAGAGCCUGGACAGGGCCUACAACAUCGAGGUGCUGCUGGGCGUCGAUGACUCGGUGGUCCAGUUUCACGGGAAGGAGCACGUCCAGAAGUACCUGCUCACACUCAUGAACAUUGUGAAUGAGAUCUACCAUGACCAAUCUUUGGGAGCAAAGAUCAAUGUGGUGCUUGUGCGGAUUAUCAUGCUGGGCUACGGCAAGUCCAUGAGUCUGAUUGAACUAGGGAACCCUUCCCAGAGUCUGGAGAACGUGUGCCGCUGGGCCUUCCUGCAGCAGAAGCAGGACACAGGGGAUGCUGAGUAUCACGACCACGCCAUCUUCCUCACACGACAGGAAUUUGGCCCCACGGGCAUGCAGGGUUACGCCCCAGUGACGGGCAUGUGCCAUCCAGUGAGGAGCUGCACUUUGAACCACGAGGACGGUUUUUCUUCUGCCUUUGUGGUGGCGCACGAGACCGGACACGUGCUGGGGAUGGAGCACGAUGGCCAGGGCAACCGCUGUGGAGACGAGGUGCACAUGGGCAGCAUUAUGGCUCCGCUGGUUCAGGCUGCCUUCCACCGCUUUCACUGGUCCAGAUGUAGCAUGCAAGAGCUGGGACGCUACAUUCAUUCGUAUGACUGUCUCCGUGAUGACCCCUUCGACCACAACUGGCCAUCAUUGCCUCAGCUUCCUGGUUUGCACUACUCCAUGAAUGAACAGUGUCGCUUUGACUUCGGUGUGGGCUACACGAUGUGCACCGCGUAUCGCACUUUUGACCCAUGUAAGCAGCUGUGGUGUAGCCACCCAGACAAUCCCUUCUUCUGCAAGACCAAGAAAGGACCACCCAUUGAUGGCACCAUGUGUGGGAAUGGGAAGCAUUGCUUUAAAGGUCACUGCAUCUGGCUGACCCCUGACAUCAUCAAGCAAGAUGGAAACUGGGGUUCAUGGAGUGAGUUUGGCCAGUGCUCCCGCACCUGUGGUGGUGGAGUACAGUUUCGCACACGCGAAUGUGACAAUCCUAGACCAGCCAACGGAGGCCGCACCUGCGUGGGGGCGAUUUACCAGUUCCAGAUGUGCAACAUCAAUGAGUGUGAGGAUAUCUACAGUGACACGCGAGAGGAGCAAUGCCACGCUUUGGACUCUCGCUUUGAAGUCCACGGCAACAAGCACCACUGGCUGCCUUAUGAAAACCCAGAAGCUAACAAACGCUGCCAGCUGCAUUGCCAAUCCAAGGAGACACGGGACGUGGUCUUCAUGCAGAGAAUGUUCCUGGAUGGCACGCGCUGUUCAUACAAGGACCCGUACAGCGUGUGUGUGCGUGGGGAGUGUGAGAAAGUUGGCUGUGACCAUGUUGUGGGCUCCUCAAAGCAAGAAGACAAGUGUGGAGUGUGUGGAGGAGACAACUCCAGCUGCAAAACCUUCAAAGACACCAUCACACGUACUGCCAAGAAACAAGGUUUCCUCAAAGUUCUUGAAGUGCCCAGAGGGGCGAGACACUUGCUGAUCCAAGAACUGAAAGCAACAUCACACACUUUAGCUGUGAAGAAUGUGGCAUCGGGACUGUUCUUUUUAAACGGAGAAAAUGAAUACCCAGAAUCCCGCUCUGUCAUAGAGAAGGGGGUGGAGUGGGAAUAUGAGAAUGACAACGACAAGGAGACUCUUCAGACCACUGGCCCUCUCACACAUGGCAUUCUGAUUAUGGUAAAAUUACACCGAGAUGAGGACGUGAAUUUGUCCUAUAAGUACAUGAUGAACAUGGACAGUGACUCUGCCAUUCAGAACAACAUGCUGGUAGAGGACAGUGCCUAUGAGUGGGCCCCAAAGAGAUGGUCCUCCUGUUCCAAACCCUGUGGUGGAGGGAAACAGUAUCUGCGAUACGGCUGCAGAAGAAAAGUAGACAGUAAGAUGGUCCACAAGAGCUUCUGUAACAAGUCUAACAUGAAACCUAGAGGAGAUACCAGAGACUGCAACCAGAAGCCCUGCCCUCCACCCAUUUGGGUGACAGGGGAGUGGCAGAACUGCAGCAAACCAUGUGGAAAGACGGGGAUGCAAAUCCGCUCAGUGAGCUGUGUCCAGCCGUCAGAUGACAACACCACACGCUCCAUCCACAAUAAACACUGCAACGACGACCGGCCAGAGGCCCGCAGGUCCUGCAACAGACACCCCUGCCCCACCCAGUGGAAAGUUGGACCUUGGUCACAGUGCUCACAGACAUGUGGAAAUGGGACCCAGCAGAGACAAGCUCUGUGCCACACCAGGGACAACACUAUCGGCCUAUGUUUAGACAGUAAGCCCGAAACCAUCAGAGUCUGUCGGAUGGAUCCAUGUCCCAAGGGCUCUUCAGACCUCAACAAGAACGGCAACAUGUUGAUCCAGUGGCUGUCGCGCCCUAACACCAACUUCCAGAAGACCUCCUCACGCCAGCGUUGUCAUGGAGACCGCUCAGUGUUCUGUCGUAUGGAGGUGCUGAAGCGCUACUGCUCUCUACCGGACUACCAGCGCAUGUGCUGCAAGUCCUGCAGCAAUGUCACCAUCACAGACCCUCUGCCCAGCUCCACCCCCAGAUCCACCCCCAUCACUUCCAUCUGGCCCAGUGUUACUGCUCCUCCACCCACCAGCAGCCUCAGCUCUGGUUUCAUCACCACCAUCCAACCCACCGAAGCUGUAAUCACCACCAUUUCAGCUUCUACCAUCAAUCCCUGGACCAUCACUCAUCCUCCUACCUUCACGACUCCCGUCCCUCAUUCCACCCCAACCUCACUGCAUACCACAGAAAUGGUCACCACUCAACCAGCACCUGCCACAAGUGUCCCCGUCCUCCCUACCACCUUUUCCAUGGCAACCACUUCAGUUAUUACAUCUCCCAGUAUCACUGCUCAUCCCCUGCCUCUGCCUGUCCCAGACAUAGAUGAGAGCACAAAUCCACAGUUACAGAGCACUACAAAUAGUCCAACAACUUUAGAUCUGAUAACGACCACAGACUCUCCAGGAAAGACCAGUCCAACCAUGACGAGUCCCACAGAAAACAGUACCAAAACAGUCACCCCACUAAAAUACAAGCCCAAAAAGAAUAUUCCACCAAAGAAAAAUCCCAAAAAAGUGAAUCUACCAAAGAUCAAUCCAAAAAAGAAUACUGCACCAAAAAAUACUACCAGAAAAGAUGUUCCACCAAAGAUUAAUCCCAAAAAGAAAACAAACACUAUUCCCAAAAAGAAUACUCCUGUAAAAACAAAUCCCAAAAAGAAUACUCCUGUAAAAACAAAUCCCAAAAAGACCACUCCAGCAAAUACUACACCUAAAAGGACUCCUCCAAUAAAGACUACUCCCAAAAAGACUCCUCCAGCAAAGAGUACUCCCGAGAAAAAACCCAAACUUACUCCCAAAAAUAAGGCUCCACCAAAAGCCAAUCUCAAAAAGAACAUUGGGCCAAAGACAAAAGUUACAAAACAAACCCAAACAAAGACAAACCCCAAAAAGAACUCAAAAACAGGUCCCAAAAAUGCACCAAAUUCACAGACCAAGGUUAAUCAAAAUAAGGCCACAGUGAAAAAGACAAAUCCAAAAAAGACACUUAAAACAACAUCUUCACAUUAUACCACUCCAUAUACAAGCCCAGAACCAUCAAAAGAGUACUUUUCUUCCACAGUUUCCUCCACCACUAGUGUUUAUGCUACAGCAGUGAGCACGCCUUUCCCUGAGUCAAGAGUCAAUGUCACAUACAUCAGCAACAACACAGCAACAACAGAUGAAACUCCACUGUGGUUCCAUGACAACACAAACUCUGGAGCCACAACUCCUAGCACUUUUGAUGAUGUCCUAACACCCACUGGAAGCAUCCACUUUGAAGACACCACAAUGCCCAGUGGAACCAUGCCAUACAGUGAUGUCACAAUUACCAGCAGCGGUGACACCACAGCAACCAGUGGGGCCAUUCUAAGUGGCGAUGACAUCACAGUAUCCUAUGGCAACAUGGGGGUGGCCAGUGACACCAUGGUGCUGGAUGAUGGUCUCACUAUGGUGAUACCGACCAUCAACAGCGAGGAUAUGACGGAUCUGGCUUCUUCGCCCUGGGUGGACCUGUCUGAGUACAUUCCUGUGAGUGUCCCUGUUCCCACGACAAUGCCAGACCCCACCACCACCACCUCACCUCCCACCACCAUUUCUCUGACAACAGAAACAACAGUUACUGUAGCUACAACGACCUCUACAGUAAGACCUCAGCGAAGGCCAGAGGAGAACAGUGAGAACAACUCUAUCGACAUCUUAUACAACAGGAUCGUUGGCGUAGACAGUGACGUCUCUCAGAACAACCUGAUCCCAAAACGUCGGGUCAACCUCCGGGAAAGAACCAGGAACAAACGCAUUCAGGAGCUUCUGGAGGAGAAGCGGAACUUUCUCCUCAGGAUGAAGAGAGGCCAGGCAGCACAAUAGACCAAGCCUUCUCAUUUCUCUUAUAGAGAUGAACGUUUUCCUUACAGACUUUUGUAAGCCCUGUUUAAACCCCUCUGAACUGCUAUGGUGCUUUCUAUCAGGCCUUUCCACACACAAAAAAAAACAAACUUUCAUAUCACUUUUGUGGCAAUCAGGACUGUCGCGGAGAGAAAAUAUCAUGACCAAAUGUUUGAACAGUUGCUUCGAAUAAAGAAAAGCCCUUUAGAGUACAGACUGUAGCAGAUUUGAAGCAAAUCACCUCGCCUGUGUAAACACAAUAAUGAAAAAAAGAAGGGAUGGAAAGCAUACAUCCAGUUUGACCAGCACUUUAAAAAUGCAAGAUUUUAUCCUUCCAAACCCAAACCAUCCACAGCCUUGUUUGAGGAUUCAUUCGGUGAUGAUGUUGAUAAGAUGUAAUGUAGUUUGUCAAAUGGUAUCAUCGCCACCGGCAUUUAUGGAGCCACAAAAUCUACCACCUAGAAUCCAAAUCUGAUAUAUUACUGCCCAGGACUGCAGCUCAUUUCCCCCAAAACAGAUAUGAGUACCGCUCAACCCCCUAAAAACAGCUACUGUAGGACAAAAUGAAUAUGUAUCUGUCGCCUUGUUAAGUGGCCAGCACUCUGAAUACCCUAUACAAUGUGGAAAUUGGAGCUUUUGGAGGCCUGAAAGUGAUAUGGUAAUGCUACACAAACAGAAAGUCAAAGUUUACUUUCAGUUAAAUUGAAUUGUCAAAGUUUAUACUGCUUGAGUUGUGUUGCCUUUUCCAAACCAAACGUCUGUCUGAGCGCAUGCAUGGGGUUUCUCAUCUCUCAGGAAGUUAAGAUAUGGAGUGGUAAGGGACAUUGCCAAACACAUGGUGCUUCCUGAAUCUUGAUGAUAUAUUUUAAUAUCUCAUUAAGCUAUAGGUGUUAGAGCAAAGAAGAGAAAAAAAUAUUUUUAUGGCGUUUUUUUGUUUAUCUUGGUCAGUCAACUAUGGUGCUUUUUUUUGUCAGUGAUGCUAAAAGCAAAAAUAUAAUAAUAAUAAAAUAAACAAGUCUGUUUGUAUUAACGUUAUCCAAAUAGAAGUUUUGAGGGCCAGUUUAUUUUUCUUUUCUAAAAGUUUUAUUAUUGCUACAUUUCUAACUUGCAGCAACUGCAAAAGCACCUACGGAUCUUUCUGUACGAUAUCUGUACAUAUGAAAAAGAACUUAAUGUUUAAUAUUUAUUAAAGUUUAAGUGC
Thunnus maccoyii (southern bluefin tuna) is the source of this 6666-nucleotide messenger RNA. Its product is annotated as A disintegrin and metalloproteinase with thrombospondin motifs 2-like. NCBI's taxonomy places the organism in Eukaryota, Metazoa, Chordata, Actinopteri, Scombriformes, Scombridae. Gene Ontology annotation, molecular function: metalloendopeptidase activity. Gene Ontology annotation, cellular component: extracellular matrix. The record is from RefSeq and is a predicted model, not a curated record. Gene Ontology annotation, biological process: proteolysis; extracellular matrix organization. The transcript has 22 exons. The coding region runs from base 288 to 5447 and encodes 1719 amino acids.